Messenger RNA from Xiphophorus couchianus (Monterrey platyfish), 2123 nucleotides. RefSeq names its product adenosylhomocysteinase (gene ahcy). Gene Ontology annotation, molecular function: adenosylhomocysteinase activity. The coding region runs from base 132 to 1433 and encodes 433 amino acids. NCBI's taxonomy places the organism in Eukaryota, Metazoa, Chordata, Actinopteri, Cyprinodontiformes, Poeciliidae. Gene Ontology annotation, biological process: L-methionine cycle. The transcript has 11 exons. The record is from RefSeq and is a predicted model, not a curated record. Gene Ontology annotation, cellular component: cytosol.
CAGAGAGCUGUCUGAACGAAGCCCGGCCGAUAAAAACCGAGCCGUCAAGUUUCGGUCCUUCCCUCUCCGCCUCAGUCCGCCGGCCAGGCUGCAGCUUCAGACUCCUCGGAACCAAACUACACAGAACAACCAUGUCUGAGAAACUGCCCUACAAAGUCGCUGACAUCAGCCUGGCGGAGUGGGGCCGGAAGGCCAUCGCCAUCGCAGAGAACGAGAUGCCGGGCCUGAUGAAGAUGAGGGAGAUGUACGGCCAGACCAAGCCGCUGAAGGGCGCGCGCAUCGCUGGCUGCCUGCACAUGACGCUGCAGACCGCCGUGCUCAUCGAGACCCUGACGGCCCUCGGAGCCGAGGUUCAGUGGUCCAGCUGCAACAUCUUCUCCACCCAGGACCACGCCGCCGCCGCCAUCGCCAAAACCGGCGUUCCAGUUUACGCCUGGAAGGGCGAGACGGACGAGGAGUACGUGUGGUGCAUCGAGCAGACGCUGUACUUCAGAGACGAAGCGCCGCUCAACAUGAUCCUGGACGACGGCGGAGACCUCACCAACCUGGUGCACCAGAAGUACCCCAAGCUGCUGCCAGGUAUCCGCGGCGUGUCGGAGGAAACCACCACAGGAGUUCACAACCUCUACAAGAUGUUGAAAAAAGGCGACCUGAAGAUGCCAGCCAUCAACGUCAACGACUCCGUCACCAAGAGUAAGUUCGACAACCUGUACGGCUGCAGGGAGAGUCUGAUCGACGGCAUCAAGCGAGCCACCGACGUCAUGAUCGCCGGGAAGGUCGCCGUGGUAGCGGGCUACGGCGACGUUGGCAAAGGCUGCGUCCAGGCGCUGCGGGCCUUCGGCGCCCGCGUCAUCGUCACGGAAAUCGACCCCAUCAACGCCCUGCAGGCCGCCAUGGAGGGGUACGAGGUGACAACGAUGGACGAAGCCUGCAAGGAGGGAAACAUCUUCGUCACCACGACCGGCUGCGAGGACAUCCUCCUGGGGCGUCACUUUGAGAGCAUGAAGGACGACGCCAUCGUCUGCAACAUCGGACACUUCGACUGCGAGAUCGACAUGAUCUGGCUGAACAAGAACGCCGCGGAGCGCAUCAACGUGAAGCCGCAGGUGGACCGGUACCGGAUGAAAAAUGGCCGCCAUAUCAUAGUGCUGGCAGAAGGCCGACUGGUGAACCUGGGCUGCGCCAUGGGUCACCCGUCCUUCGUCAUGAGCAACUCCUUCACCAACCAGGUUUUGGCCCAGAUCGAGUUGUGGACCAACACGGCCAAGUAUCCGGUUGGAGUCUACUUCCUGCCCAAGAAGCUGGACGAGCAGGUGGCGGCGGCUCACCUGGACAAGCUGGGAGUGAAGCUGACCAAGCUGACGGACAAACAGGCCCGGUACCUGGGCCUGCCCUCGGAAGGCCCGUUCAAACCAGACCACUACCGCUACUGAGCGCCCCCUGCAGGCGGCGGCGGGCCGUGGCGGCUCGGCCUCUCGCCUCGAAGGAACGGCAGACUUCCUGUGAACGCUUCCUUCUUCUUCUGCGGUUGGCGGCGGCGCCUCGCCGUCCUCCGGGCCGCGUGGAGAAAAUUCCUCGUCAUUCCUGUCUGGGAGAGUCUGCACUGCAAAAACACACAAUCUGCCAACGGGUUGAGUUUAGUUUCUACAGCAAACAUCUCAGUUCUCCUGAAAGAACCAAAUAAUUUAUCAGCAGGAUGGUAACUCGUUUUAAAUGAAUGAUUAUUGAACAUUAAUCAAGUUUCAGCUGCACCGCAUCGUUAUUGUUUCACUUUAACAUGGAAAAUGUUUCUGAUAGAUGGAAAAGAAUCUGUUCAAUAUUCAGUCACUAUUGGCUUAAAACAAGCUGCUGCAAAGGUUUUUUAUUUUGAAUCUUCUCAGAUAUUUGCAUUAGAAAAUAGACAUGGAUUGGUAAUAUUCUGUGUUUUUCAGUGUGUUGCCUUUUAGCACUUAGCUGCUCUGUGUCUGAAACUCCGGUUGGUUUUGGACGUAAUUCUGCCAAAUGAAUCACCGAAGCAGCUGCUCACGUCUGAAAAUGGGAUUUAUUUUAAUUGGAUGCUCCGAUCCGCCGGUUCCAGCUUGAAGCUCAAAAAUGAUGGAGAAUAAAAGAAACUUUAAGAAGGU